This is a messenger RNA of Asterias rubens (European starfish), 2516 nucleotides long. RefSeq names its product hydroxyacylglutathione hydrolase, mitochondrial-like. The coding region runs from base 41 to 1021 and encodes 326 amino acids. Gene Ontology annotation, molecular function: hydroxyacylglutathione hydrolase activity. The transcript is spliced from 9 exons. The record is from RefSeq and is a predicted model, not a curated record. Lineage: Eukaryota; Metazoa; Echinodermata; Asteroidea; Forcipulatida; Asteriidae.
UGUACAUGCAGUACAUGCAAUAGUACGCCUGCACAACAUUAUGUGGGUGACAACUGGCAAACUCUCUCACUGUUUGCAGGUGUUUUCUUCCAGAUUGCACUUCCUUCGAGGUCCAGUUGCAGGUCGCCGGCUUUGCAAUCAAGCUUCAUCUGUACUUAAAGCGUCUGGACCCUCAUUGGUUCCCAAGGCAACCAGCUGCAUCCGUUUCAAUCACUCGGUGACCGUGGACGUCCCUCAGAUAAGCAUGAAGAUCAAGAUAUUGUCUGCGCUGAAGGACAAUUACAUGUAUCUCAUUAUUGAUGAGAAGACAAGAGAAGCAGCCAUCGUUGAUCCGGUUAAUCCUGAGAAAGUAGUUGAUGCCGUGAAGGAAGAAGACGUUAAAUUAAAGACGGUGCUGACAACUCACCAUCAUUGGGAUCAUGCAGGAGGCAAUGAGAGUCUAGUCAAGUUGAUUGAUGGACUGACUGUGUGUGGUGGAGACGAUAGGAUUGGAGCUCUCAAUAAGAAAGUCAAACAUGCCGACGAGUUGACCAUCGGCUCUCUUAAUGUACGCUGCAUGUUCACUCCAUGCCAUACGACUGGUCACAUCUGUUACUUUGUGACGGGAGCUGAUGGCGGUGAUCCAACUGUAUUUACAGGGGAUACGCUGUUCAUAGCAGCCUGUGGCAGGUUCUUUGAAGGAACGGCUGAUCAGAUGCACCAUGCAUUGAUUGAGGAGCUGGGACAACUUCCCAAUGAAACAAAUGUCUACUGUGGUCAUGAGUAUACAGUAAGCAGUUUGAGGUAUGCGCUAACAGUAGAACCAGAAAACAUUGAUUUACAGAAGAAGAUGGAAUGGGCGAUGGCCCAGAGAGCUAAGGAGAUUCCAACGGUUCCAUCAACCAUUGGAGAUGAGAAGAAAAUCAAUCCUUUCAUGAGAGUCGGAGAGGUCUCCGUGCAGAAGUAUACUGGCACAUCAGAUGCUAUUACCACCAUGGAAAAGCUGAGGAAGGAUAAGGACAACUUCAAGCCCAAAAUGUGAUCCAUACUAGGACAUUUGCCUCUUUCAAGUUCAAAUUCCAUGGCUGUGCUUACCAAAAGCAAAGAAUCUGUACUUGAAGCAGGGAAGUUUGCCUUUAUGUCAAGUGUAUUUCAUGGGUUAGUCGGGAAUUUUUGCUUGUGCCUGUGCGUACUCGUUGUUACAAGACAUUCUUUGCUUACACAGUUAGUGCUGAGAAUGGUGAUCACAAGGGCAGAAUUUGGCAGUAAGCAGAGCCAUGAAAUUAGGCCCAGAACAAAAUACAUACUGCCCAGGGCCUUUUGAAUGACUCGGAAGGUUCCAGGCAUGGAACUGCAUGGAAGCAAUGGACUUUGAAGACUUUCCGAUGGAAGUGCCUCUAGCAAAAUGAAAGUGGCAUUGGUCCUCUCAAAGAUGAAAUUCCAGGCCUGUCUGUUCUUGGUUUACAGUACACCAAAAUCCAACAAUCACUGACUGGGGUUUCAAAACAUGUCGAUAGUGGGUGAAUUUGACACACUACUACUGGUGCUUUUUGUAUGGACUGUUUCUUUACGAUCAUAAGAAGAAACAUGGUCAAAUGUCACUCAUUGUUGUGGUUCUUAUUGGAACUCGUUGCUAGUUGUCUUAAUAUUUUCAUACUAGGCCUUGAACUAUGAUCUGGAAGGGGCGCAGCAAUUUUCCACUGGUAAGGGGCAAUUCUAAUGAGGAAAAUGUAAAUUUGUAUUGGAACUUUGCAGAAGGCACCACAGCAUUGUUUCUCGACUGUGCCAUUGAAAAUCGAACAAACACGGUAAAAAAAUUGAUGUAACUGGCACUUUCUCUCUUUUUUUGUUGUUGACAAACUGCAGUAAGUAGAGUGAAGGAAACAGAUCAUAAACACAAUUGGGUUUUUCUUUUAUGGAUGGGGCAGUUCUAACUGCGGGAGGCCUAUGCUCUAUUCUUUAUUCUCCGGACAUCAUCCAUAAAUGCCACCAUGUGAUUGUGAGAUCGUUGUGUGUUCUUGCAGGAUUUGAGGCUUUAUCUGUAUCUGCCUUACUCCUGUACAGAGUCAAGCGGCAGCCUCCAGUAAAAUGUGUCAUAAAAUUAAAAUGCGACACCUAUAAUGCAAUAUAUGUAUAAAUGAAAUGAACCUUUUUAAAGGAGAAAUUGUUGUGUAUGGUGCAAAAACGUUGCAUCUUGCUGGAAAAUGAUCCAUGCAAAAACGUAUCUCGACGUAUACUUCAUCCAUGCUUUCUUUUGCAAGAUACAACUUUUGACAAUUUCAAACUUUCCCCUAAUGAAAGCGUUUUUUUAGGAGAUAAAACGUUUUUGCACAGACACAACCAACAUAAUAUGAAUUUUUAGAGAAUAGAGAAUGUGUAUGUAUACAUAAAUAACAUUUAUCAAUAUAUAGAAUAUGUUAAAUAAAAAAUUAAAAAAAAUAAAAUAGCUUAUAAAAUUAUGUUUUAAUAUGGGUAACUAUAAUCUGUUUCGUCUGACUUUGGGAAGCAAGAUCUGUAAUUAAAACCUUUGAAAACCA